Molecule: messenger RNA, 459 nt
Organism: Adineta steineri
Lineage: Eukaryota; Metazoa; Rotifera; Eurotatoria; Adinetida; Adinetidae
Source: the annotation of a GenBank genome assembly
AUGAAUUAUAUGAGACAUCCAUUUCAUUCAAAAACAACAAUACCAGUUAAUUCACGAGAAUCUUCAAAUGUUUCAACAACUAAAACAACACCAACAUCAUCAUCUAUAAAUAAUUCUGUUCGUUUUAAUGAUUUAACAUCUACAUCACAAAUAUGUAAUGAUCGUGAAAAAUACCUUACAGCUAAAUAUCCUCCUCAACAAAUGCAAUUAAUACGUAAACGAUUGAAAGUUGAAUUUUGGCUUGAUGAUCAAUUACAAUAUCUCUAUGAUAUAACAGAUGAUAAUAUACAACAAAAUCAUGAUCAUUGUCCCGGAGAUUUAAUUGAUUGUCUUUUAGACAUUGACAAUGAAUCGGAACGACGUACAUUUUUACUCGAGAAAUUGAGAAAUGUCAAACAAUCUCGUUCAAUAACAAUGAAAUUCAUUGAUGAUUUAUUAUUACGUGUAAAAACAUUGUAA